AUGUCGAAGAGAGCCGCCGACGUUUCCGAUGAGCAAUCCGCCGCUCUCAAGGCCGGGGAGCGCCCGAUGACCGAAGCCCCUCCAGACGAGGUGGGGGAAUUCGAGGACGAGUUCGAGGACGAAUUCGAGAGCGAAGAUGAGAUCCUCGAGGCCGGUGUCGAUGGCCGCCCUGAUGCGGAGCGGGAGGAGGAGGAAAAGGAUGCGAUGGAGGUGGACCAGCAGACUUUCAUUCCCGGAAGAACGAAACUCGCUCCCGGAGAGGUGCUUUCGCCAGACCCUUCUACAUAUAAUAUGCUACACACCCUCACGACACCCUGGCCCUGUCUUUCUUUCGAUAUUGUCCGCGACAACCUGGGCGACAACCGCAAGACCUUUCCCGCGACCGUCUACGCCGUAACCGGUACCCAGGCAGAGGGACGUCGAUCAAAAGAGAAUGAGCUCAUGGUUCUGAAGAUGAGCGGAUUGAGCAGGAUGGAGAAGGAGAACGAUACCGACUCGGAAAGUGACUCAGAUGACGAUGACGACAUGGGAGAGCCCAUUCUCGAGCACAAGAGUAUCCCCUUGGGAUCGACAACCAACCGGAUCCGUUGUCAUCAAACCCCCUCCUCCUCUGGAGAUUAUUCCAAGCCUCCACAGACCCUCACUGCCACUAUGCUGGAGAACUCGCAGGUGGUCAUUCACGACGUUACCCCUCAUCUUACGAGCUUCGAUGUUCCCGGCACCGUUCUCCCUCCUUCCGCCUCCAAACCUCUUUCUACCCUUCGCAUGCACAAGUCCGAAGGUUACGCACUGGAUUGGUCACCUCUACAGCCACUGGGCAAAUUGUUGACCGGUGAUAACGAUGGUUUGAUCUACGUUACGACGCGCACCGAAGGUGGCGGCUGGGUUACUGAUACGCGGCCCUUCACUGGACACGCGUCGUCGGUUGAAGAGCUGCAAUGGUCUCCCAACGAGCGCAAUGUUUUCGCUUCCGCUAGCAGUGAUGGUAGUGUGAAGGUGUGGGAUGUCCGGUCCAAGUCCCGCAAGCCCGCUGUGGAUGUGAAGGUUUCCAACACCGACACGUUCCACCUUCUCGCUACCGGUGCGGAUGAUGGCCAAUGGGGUGUCUGGGAUCUGAGACACUGGAAGCCGAAUGCCGCGGCGCCGUCAGCCCAGAUCACGGCAUCGCCUGUCGCCGCGUUCGACUUCCACAAGGAGCCGAUCACCAGUAUCGAAUGGCACCCAACGGAUGACAGUGUGGUGGCCGUUGGUUCGGCCGAUAACACUGUGACUCUGUGGGACCUGGCUGUCGAACUUGAUGACGAGGAGAGCCGGGAAGCCGGCCUGGCAGAUAUUCCGCCGCAAUUGCUGUUCGUGCAUUACAUGGACUCUGUCAAGGAAAUCCACUGGCAGGCCCAGAUGCCCGGUACUAUCAUGGCUACUGGCGCUGCUGGAUUCGGAGUAUUCAAGACGAUCAGUGUUUAA
Molecule: messenger RNA, 1464 nt
Organism: Aspergillus bombycis
Lineage: Eukaryota; Fungi; Ascomycota; Eurotiomycetes; Eurotiales; Aspergillaceae
Product: ribosome biosynthesis protein RRB1
Exons: 4
Coding region: 1-1464 (487 amino acids)
Molecular function (GO): protein binding
Source: RefSeq, a predicted model, not a curated record